CCGUCGGGGCCGGUCACGCACGUCGCCAGCCCGCAUGAGCGCGCCGGCGUGCUAGCGCAGCGUGCGCGGGUGUGGUAUGCCCGCGCGUCGCAGCCAUGGCCGUGCUGCUAGCGGCCGCGCUGCUGCUGGCCCUGCUGCCCGUAUCGGAGCAAGGGCCGCACGAGAAGCGUUUGCUGAACGCUCUGCUGGCGUCGUACAACACGCUGGAGCGGCCCGUGGCCAACGAGAGCGAGCCGCUCGAGGUGCGCUUCGGACUCACGCUGCAGCAGAUCAUCGAUGUGGAUGAGAAAAAUCAAAUCCUCACGACGAACGUGUGGCUCAACCUGGAAUGGAACGACUACAACCUGCGAUGGAACGACAGCGAGUUCGGGGGCGUCAAGGACCUCCGCAUCACACCCAACAAACUGUGGAAGCCAGACGUACUUAUGUACAAUAGUGCUGACGAAGGUUUUGACGGGACGUAUCAGACCAACGUGGUGGUCAGAAGCAACGGCAGUUGCCUGUACGUGCCGCCCGGAAUAUUCAAGAGCACAUGCAAGAUAGACAUCACGUGGUUCCCCUUCGACGACCAGCACUGUGACAUGAAGUUCGGUAGCUGGACCUACGACGGGAACCAGCUGGAUCUGGUGUUGAAAGACGAGAACGGGGGAGACCUGUCUGACUUCAUCACCAACGGAGAAUGGUAUCUAAUAGGGAUGCCGGGCAAGAAGAACACGAUAACGUACGCGUGCUGUCCGGAGCCGUACGUGGACGUGACGUUCACGAUCAUGAUCCGGCGCCGGACGCUCUACUACUUCUUCAACCUCAUCGUGCCGUGCGUGCUCAUAUCCUCCAUGGCCCUGCUCGGCUUCACGCUGCCCCCGGACUCGGGGGAGAAGCUCACGCUAGAUGUGACGAUAUUGUUGUCGUUGACCGUGUUUUUGAACCUCGUGGCCGAGUCCAUGCCGACCACGUCCGACGCCGUGCCUCUCAUAGGAGUCACUAUUCUUCUGUCGCUGACGGUGUUCCUCAAUUUGGUGGCAGAGACUCUGCCACAGGUCUCCGACGCCAUCCCCUUGUUAGGCACGUACUUCAACUGCAUCAUGUUCAUGGUGGCGUCGUCGGUGGUGUUGACCGUGGUGGUGCUCAACUACCACCACCGCACCGCCGACAUACACGAGAUGCCGCAGUGGAUCAAGUCGGUCUUUCUGCAAUGGCUGCCGUGGAUCCUGCGCAUGUCACGUCCGGGCAAGAAGAUCACCCGCAAGACCAUCAUGAUGUCCAACCGCAUGAGGGAGCUGGAGCUCAAGGAGAGGUCCUCCAAGUCUCUGCUGGCGAAUGUGCUGGAUAUAGACGAUGACUUCCGACACGUGCCGCCGGCGCCGAAUAGUACUGCGUCUACGGGGAACUUGGGGCCUGGCCUAACUAACGUGAGUGUCAUCGGGCCCAGGUGUUCCAUAUUCCGGUCGGACUUCAGGCGUUCCUUCGUCCGCCCCUCCACCAUGGAGGACGUCGGCGGGGGGCUCGGGGGGCUCGGGGGGGGACACCAUCGCGAGCUGCACCUCAUCCUGCGGGAGCUGCAGUUCAUCACCGCACGGAUGAAGAAGGCCGACGAGGAGGCGGAGCUUAUUAGCGACUGGAAGUUUGCUGCCAUGGUCGUUGACAGGUUCUGCCUGUUCGUGUUCACGCUGUUCACGAUCAUCGCGACGGUGGCGGUGCUGCUGUCGGCGCCGCACAUCAUCGUGCAGUGAGCGGACUGUACCGGCCGACGCGCAGUGCCAAGCGACAUGCACGGACUAUACACAAAGGGCCAUUGCCCUCACGAGAGAACUAAUCUUAGAUCACGCCCAUUCAUGUAAUUAUUAUUAAAAUGUAAAAAUACUAUUUAAAAAACUUAAUACGUGGAUGAAACGCACACGUCUGCUAACUUAUAGUCGAGAGACGGUAAAUAUAAAUUACAUAAUACGUUUAAAUUUUAAUAUAGCAUUGUUAAGUUCGACAUAUUAUAAAACGAUUGUGAUGUUGACUAGUAUGUUAUACAGAUAAACGUUGACGAGAAUAAUUUGUAAAAAUAUGAUUAAAUGUCUAAUUAAUAUGAUAAAAAGGUAAACGGUAAAGUUUUCGUUAAAUGAUUGCUUGAUAAUGAGAAGUGACGUCACGUGGUUCGGUUCAGACGUGGUCCACAGUGAGAUAAAAAUACAAGUUUAAAAUUAAGGCGUAUAAAUCGAAUAAUACGAGAUCGUUUAGUAAAUAUUAGUUAUACACUAUUGCGAUGAGCGUUAUCGCAGCUACUAUAUACGCGAUAGCUUUCUGUAUACCCAAAUAUACACUUGACAAGUAAUUUACAUUAUUGUGCGUUGUUAGACUCGGCAUUCAACAGUGUCCUUUAGACAGACUUCCAUAGAAAAUGCGGUCUACCGCGCCAUCAUACAUUUUUAUCGGCCACUACGCGAGGUCUACAAUAUGAUUACCGCUCUAUGUAUGCAAUCCUUAAUAGUGUGUGGCUAUGGGAGCAUGCAAUAAAGGACAUUUUUCAAUGACACGUCUAGCUAAACACGUUUUACACACGUUUUAAAUGAACUUAAUAAACACCGUGCUUCGGCAAAGCCGGAAUAUUAUAAUGGACAAGUAAAUCUUGUAAAUAUAGAGAAAAAAUGGAAUCAUAAGGCUUUCAAGAAUUAGAAAAUUAAGUAUACAUACAUAUUAUAUUGAUAACUUGGAGGAGGAACCUCGGAAACGUUUCUUUGUCCAUAUUAAAUAUUCUUCACUUUAGAAGGACAGUAUAUUAUAUUAAAUUAAAUAGUUUUAUUGCACGUUGAUUUUCUUUGGAAUUGACUUAUUGCGGAAUUGAAAUAACUGUAAAAUUCAAACUAUAUUAGCCCUUCACUUAAACAAAGUAAAUAAUUAUGUUCAACACUAUAGCACCUAAUACUCUGAGCUUUCUUUUAAAUAAAACAUACAGUCAACCAAACUUAUAAAAAGCUUUAUGUUCUAACCCCACCAACAACACGAUAUAGUCAUCAUUACUUAUCUAUUUAUAGAAUAUCUUAAACACAGCAUUUGUGUUCCAAAACAUAAUUCGAAAAAUUGUAUCCUAAAUUCUUAAAACCUGGUCAGACUUUACCAGUUAUACUAAAGGAAACUUUAAAAGAAUUUACGAUACAAAAAAGCACACGACGUUUCACCCUGUAGCACUUAGAACCUGUUUCACAAUAUCUGGAUAGAGGAUAUCUGUGGGAUUAAAAUCAUUCUGCCACCCUCUGAAAUUAUGUGUUGGACAGUGACAUAACGUCUUUUUAUCUCACAGAUAUUUUUUAUGCAGACAAGAUGAAACAGUCACUUACUGUAGACACUAUAUAAUAUGUAGGAGAUUAGUUAAAAUACUGAUAAUUAAUGUCUUUAUCUAUGUCCGUUCCUCAAUUUCACACUUAUAGAUGUCGUGAUAGCCUAGUGAUUGUCGUGUCUCCUAAUUAAAUUAGGUUAUAUAUAUAAUACAUAAGCAGCUCACUGACGGCUAGAAUGGGCGUCAUGACUUUCGAUGUGUUAUUUCUAUUGAACUUUUAUCUAAAUAUUUUUAUCAUCGAAUUGUUGUAUUUUAUGAGUGUUGUAAGUAUUUUUGAUUGUUACUUGAUUCCUUGUUUUAUAUAAUAUAUUCGACGUAUUCUAGAGUUUGUUUGUAUUGUAUCGCCUGGCACUGGCAUUAUAUUAAGCUUUUAGCAAGUGAUUGUUCUUUUGUUGGAGUAAGUUUGUUUGUUGAAUAUUCGGACGUUGAAUCUCGAGUAGUGAAGUUUCGUUUCAUAAACCUAAGUGGUGCUCAAUGUAAAAUAUCAAGUUUGCAGAGUGGUUAGUUCUCGUUUGUCUGUGUCUCAUUAUUGUAUGUGCCGUGUGUCUGCGACGGUCGGUAUUAACUUCAAAAUUUCAAUUUAUAUUUUAAGAGCUGUACGACAUGUUAAGUAUGAAUCAUUGAAAUAAUAAAAUGUGUAAAAUUAUUCACUAUAAAUUAGAUUGUUAGUGCCAAAAAUAGGUUUUAUAAAUUUAAAUUAAGUUUGAUUUAGGAUUAUAAAUGAAGAUUGAAGUUGAGAUUUUAUUGUAAAAUAAAAACGAACUAGGACGUUUGUUAACGAGUAACGAUAGUGUGGCGCGCGCGGCGGCGGCGGCGGAUCAGCCAAUUUUCAAAACUUAUUUUAUUAAAACUGUGAGGUUGUGAAUCGAUUAUAGAGCCGGCGGCCGCGGCGCGCGCCCGGUUAAUAUAAUCUAAUAAACGCGAGUGUAGAGACAAUCUACCGAAUAAAUAAAAUAACUAAAAGCCUGCCUGGGACCGGGACUCACUAAUGUACAACUGACGCACCUCCUGCCUCCACCUGCACCUCAUCUCUCGCCUCUCUUUUAAACACAUCACACUCACGGGAAAUUUUUGAACAAUUUUACUCAUGUCUUACGAAUUUCAAUGGUCUUCGCACGAACAGUCACCAACAGGCUCGCGGGGCCCAACAAAUAUACGUACUAAUUGUCGGAGUUUAUGUAACAUACGUCAAUUCAGACUCAUAUUUUCUACGACUUUACGAUGAACUUAUACCUACCUAUUAAUGUCUAACUUUUUAAUUUUACACAUAGCACUAGUUAUUUUUCGAAUAAAAAUGUUUAAAUCUUAACUUAUGCAGUAAGGCUAAACAUGCUACCUACAAAAUUGAACGAGCUCCACAUAACCUUGUGUGAGGCAAAGACGAAUUUCCAUGUAAAGAGGGUAUGUUAUAUAAACUCAUAAGCCAGCACACUGCACAACAAGAAACAAAAUGCUUUAAUCUUAAAACAGGUAUUUUGGACUUUCAUAAUAUACUUACUAAAAUCUUAACAGUUUUUCUGAGCGCUAGUGUAAGUCUCCCUCUACUUGUGACACAGUUAAUAAUCUUCAUCAUUUUACUACUUGCAAUAAAUAUAAUAGUUCGUCGGUCAAAAAAUUUACUUUAAUAAUAUAUGAGAACCAACAAUUACAAUGAUAAUUUAAAUCAUUAUUCUUUUCGGGUACUCAAUAGCCAGAAGGAAUAUGGGCAAAAAACAUUCAGGCAAAAUUUUACAUAUAUUUAUCUUAUCGACAGUCCAUCAAAGCUUUUAUCUGACUACUGAAACAAAUUAAUUUAAUAUUUGAACUGCAGUGAAUUAAAUGCACAUAUUCUGGAAUUAACUAUAACCUAAAUUAACGUCUUUAAUGUUCAGUCUGUUAUAUUUAUUACAAGAAGUACACGAUUAAGACAACUUUAACUGUACUUUGUACACCCAGCACUAGAUUCAACUUGCUAACACUAAUCUUACCUAUGCGUUAUAUGUGCUACUUCACCUAACAUUACGAAUUUAAAUUUACCAACGGUUUACAUUUCAUUAAUGUGUAAAGUAAAUGGGACCUUAGACCUGAUUGCCGUUAUGAAAGGAAGAGUAGUAAAAUAAUUUUGUUGAUUUAAGCCCCUGUUUCACAAUGUCUGGUUAAUCGCUACCUGCCGGAUAAAAUACAUGCUGUCACUGUCUAAAAAAUAAUAACAGAGAGUGACAGCAUGUAUUUUAUCCGUCAGGUAGCCACUAACCAGACAUUGUGAAACAGACCCUUAGUCUCAAAUAAAAGUAGCUUGAGAGCUAGUUUUACUCAAUAGUGGACUUGCUACAAAUACACUCGUGAGACACCCACGUUGUUCGACGCUCGCGAGCAAUGAAAAAGUUCCAGCUGCCAUUGACAUGUGCUAUGUCACUGUAACUUUUUCAUUGCUCGCGAGUAAUACACCAAUAAUGGGUUAAUUUCUUCCCAGUAUGAGCGCGUAACUUGUUUAUUUAUUUACAUACAAUACAUAUGUACAACUUCCUGAAGAAGCACAUACAUCGCUCCGGUAGAUCACACGCACUCUGUCUAUCUCUUAAACUUAACUUUUACUCUUCGAUGUGACGAUGCCAUCAAUUUGCUGCCACCACACUGUCUACAACAUAGUUUUACCUAAACAUAAUUUAGUUAGUAUUCCAUGUUUCUCUGAAAUGUCUCUUUAGAUAGUUCAAUUAUAUAAAUGUGUUUUAAACUUAGAGUCUGAUUCUCAUGUCUGAAUAAAAGUUAUGUAAGUGUGAAAAGAGAUGCUGUCACUGUGUAAACAUAAUUUCGGAGUGCCAGCAUGAUUUUGUUCCUCAGAUAAUUUGUAUUCAGACAUUGUGAAACGGAGGGUUAGAGUAUUGCGGUCUACUUUGCGGCGUGCUGCUU
Molecule: messenger RNA, 6211 nt
Organism: Plutella xylostella (diamondback moth)
Lineage: Eukaryota; Metazoa; Arthropoda; Insecta; Lepidoptera; Plutellidae
Source: RefSeq, a predicted model, not a curated record